AUGCGCCAGAAAGCCUCCUCGCAACAACCUGCUGCCAUGAUGAGAAUCGCUAUCGCAGGAGGUGGCUCCUUUGCGUACAUCCUCGCCCAGGAGAUUGCCAAGAGCGCUCAUCCCGUUCUUGUUCUCACUCGUCAGCCCCACCCCGAAUUCGAAGAAAACCUUCCCUCCUGCCAACUCGUCCAAGUAGACUACCAAAACGUCGAAGAACUGCACUAUGUCCUCCGCGGCGUCGACCUCCUCAUUUCCACCAUCUCCAACAACGAGCAGCUCAACCUCAUCGACGCUGCCCGCCGCGCCCGUGUCCGCUGCUUCGUCCCCUCCGAGUUCGAGGGCCCUCUAUCCCACCGGCCACCGGCCAACUCUACGGACCCGCUCGACAACCGCGGCUCACGCGCUGCUUUGGACCUUUUGGAGUCUUGGUCCCAAUCCCGCUCACACAGGAUGAACUACACUGUCUUCUCCUGCGGUGUGUUCAUGGAGCGGUUUUCUCGCGGUGGACUGCAGCCUUGGGGAAUCGGGACGCAACUGGGGUUGAUGGGCCCGAUGCAACCGAUGAGUGAUUACCUGGUAAAUGUUGAGCAGGGCACGGCGGAGGUGGUGGAACGGGAUCCCCAAGGGAGGACGGCAUACGUGGCUAUGACGAGCAUGUAUGAUGUUGCGAGGUUCGUGGCAGCGGCGGUGGAGUUGACGGGGACCGGAACUAGUGCAAUGGGUGUGCCGCCGUUGGAGAGGUGGCCUAGGGAGUGGAGGGUUAGAGGGGAUUACAUGGCGGUGGGGGAGGUGGUGGGGGAGGUGGUGGGCGCUUGUGAAUUGGUUCGAGGAGAAGCCCAAUUCAGCAUCACUCGAGGAACCUACGAAGAAGCUGAGGCCUGGGCAAACGAGUACCAGCGUGCUGGCGACGUGGCGACAUAUCUCUACUACCAGAGGCUGUUGCAGACUGCUAAUGGACGGUAUAACAUUCGCUCGACGAACCUGAACGAACUGGUUAAUCAGGGCGAGAGAACGGCAUUCCAGCCGAUGAGGUUUAGGGAGUGGUUGGAGCAGGUCUGGGGAGGUGUGAUGUAG
This is a messenger RNA of Sordaria macrospora k-hell, 1065 nucleotides long. RefSeq lists its product as uncharacterized. The record is from RefSeq and is a predicted model, not a curated record. NCBI's taxonomy places the organism in Eukaryota, Fungi, Ascomycota, Sordariomycetes, Sordariales, Sordariaceae.